Messenger RNA from Pongo pygmaeus (Bornean orangutan), 10164 nucleotides. It is a transcript of the gene MGAT4A, whose product is annotated as alpha-1,3-mannosyl-glycoprotein 4-beta-N-acetylglucosaminyltransferase A. Gene Ontology annotation, molecular function: acetylglucosaminyltransferase activity. The record is from RefSeq and is a predicted model, not a curated record. Gene Ontology annotation, cellular component: endoplasmic reticulum; Golgi stack; endoplasmic reticulum-Golgi intermediate compartment. NCBI's taxonomy places the organism in Eukaryota, Metazoa, Chordata, Mammalia, Primates, Hominidae. The transcript is spliced from 16 exons. Gene Ontology annotation, biological process: protein N-linked glycosylation. Bases 2162 to 3769 code for a protein of 535 amino acids.
ACCUGCCACCACGCCUGGCUAAUUUUUGUAUUUUUAAUAGAGGCAGGGUUUGUCAUGUUGGCCAGGCUGGCCUUGAACUCCUGACCUCGGGUAAUCUGCCUGCCUCAGCCUCCCAAAGUGCUAGGAUUACAGGCAUGAGCCACCACACCUGGCCACUGUGAAGAUUUUAAUUCUAAACUGUAGACGUGGGCAUGUUUGAUGUUAACUUGUCUUAACUGUAGAAGGUGAAUAAGUUCAGUCUUAGAGAACAAUGAUAACUUCUGCAUGAGAAUAUUUUUAGAUCUCUUUGUGUUCAGGUAGUAAAAGAGGUUAGGUGCUUCUAGAAUAUUAUGUGGAAGGUAGAGCUGCUGUCUGAGGAGGGUUAACAGGCAUAGUUUGGUGGAGGGUUGUGGUGAGGUAUUAGCCAAAAGCUACAGGAAGUGGAGAUUUGUUUAAAGUUGUAUGUUUAGACUUUGAAAAUUUCCAUGAAUUUUGCAACUUGCUCCAUAGUAGAUCAGUGUGUGUUAUAUAAUUUUUUUUAAAUUUACACUUACAGUUGGGUAUAAUUAAUACUCUGGGAAGAUUCUGCAGUUUAACCUGAUACUUGGAGUAUCCCUGGCACUUCUCUUCGUAUUGCCAGGUGCAGGUGGCCUCAUUUGAGAGGGAAAGUGUAGCAGAUGAGAGAGCUUGGACUUUGGAGACAAACAAAUUCGAGUUCUUUCUCUGGAUUCAUUUCCUUGUGUGUAGAACAGGGUUGAUAAUGCCUGCCUCAUAGGAAGGAUUUUGUGAAGAUUUAAACCAUGUGGUGGAUCAGGCACAUAGGAAACAUUUCAUAAGUUGUAGUGGCUGUCAUUAUUAGUACUAUGCCCCUGUGAUCUUUCUUUACUAGGGGGAAUUUCUAGUAGUGUUCAGUGUUAAGAAGCAGUGGUGGUGGCAAUUUCUGAAUUGCCUGCAAAUGGCUGCUUGAAUCAGUCGUGCUCUUCCCCAGAGAGAAUUUUCCCUUGGAACUGCUGGCCAUUUUUGGAGGUAUAUUAACUCCCCCACUACAGUGUCAGUAUAUUACCAGGUGCGUCCUGUGGCACCCCCCUGAGGCUACCAGGAAUCUGUGCAGAUCUUGGAGGGCCUGACGUACCUCCAGGGAUUGAGACUGACCAGGCAUAGAGUGGACUGGAACCAGUAGCUGGCUGGUUUUGUUGUUGUUGUUUUUCGAUUAACCAAAAAAGGUUGGUUUUUAGUACAGUUAACAUUUUUUGAGAACCUAUUAUAUGCUGAAUGCUGUGCUUAAGUACUUCUAACGACUUCAUUUCGUUCCCUUUUCCCGACAGCUUUGUUCGAUCAGUGGUGAUUUCCCAGAUUUCUUGAGUUAAAGCAAUGCAGAGUGAUAGAGCCUAAGGCAUACAGUAUCCUGGCUGGAUUGCUGCAUUUUCUAAAUGCUUAAAUAUUUCCAGUUUACACCCUGGGAGUGGGUUAGUCACUGGAAAAAUGACAUUUAUUUUAUGACAGUGAUAAACAGCAGUUAUAACUGUAACCUUUUUGUAAUUUAUGACAAUAUGUGAAAGAGGACACAGGACAGAUUGUUACCUCAUUUUGUGAAUGAAACCUUGAGACCUAGAUAAGUGGCAUGCCCCAAAUCAUGUAAGUAAUGACAGAGCUGGGUCAAGGGCCCAGGUCUUUUGACGCUUAUAUAUUGUAUUCUGUCAAUUUUCUUAUUAAAAAAAUUUCCUAUUAUUGUGCAAUAGGAAAACUGGAGAGAGUGAAAAUUAUGUUACUCAGGAACCAUUGUGUGAUCAUUAGAGUUCUCAUCUUGGAAUCUGUGAGCUCCACUUCUCCCUUUAAAAUCAGUCACCAUGACUUUCUUUUUACAGACAAAACAAAACCAAUGAGGAGGGAAUAUAGUUUGAAGCUGUUUUGUAUUUUUUUCCAGGAGGAGAAGGACCAUAUAAUUCUAGAAGGGAAAAGGCGAGGCAUCAGCGUAUGAAGACCGCAAAGACAAUCCCGAGUACAGUUGUGAACGGCAUUGCUGCUAGGCUCCUUCUGCAGAUCAUCUGAAAUGAACCUCUCUUAUUGAUUUUUAUUGGCCUAGAGCCAGGAGUACUGCAUUCAGUUGACUUUCAGGGUAAAAAGAAAACAGUCCUGGUUGUUGUCAUCAUAAACAUAUGGACCAGUGUGAUGGUGAAAUGAGAUGAGGCUCCGCAAUGGAACUGUAGCCACUGCUUUAGCAUUUAUCACUUCCUUCCUUACUUUGUCUUGGUAUACUACAUGGCAAAAUGGGAAAGAAAAACUGAUUGCUUAUCAACGAGAAUUCCUUGCUUUGAAAGAACGUCUUCGAAUAGCUGAACACAGAAUCUCACAGCGCUCUUCUGAAUUAAAUACGAUUGUGCAACAGUUCAAGCGUGUAGGAGCAGAAACAAAUGGAAGUAAGGAUGCAUUGAAUAAGUUUUCAGAUAAUACCCUAAAGCUGUUAAAGGAGUUAACCAGCAAAAAAUCUCUUCAAGUGCCAAGUAUUUAUUAUCAUUUGCCUCAUUUAUUGAAAAAUGAAGGAAGUCUUCAACCUGCUGUACAGAUUGGCAACGGAAGAACAGGAGUUUCAAUAGUCAUGGGCAUUCCCACAGUGAAGAGAGAAGUUAAAUCUUACCUCAUAGAAACUCUUCAUUCCCUUAUUGAUAACCUGUAUCCUGAAGAGAAGUUGGACUGUGUUAUAGUAGUCUUCAUAGGAGAGACAGAUAUUGAUUAUGUACAUGGUGUUGUAGCCAACCUGGAGAAAGAGUUUUCUAAAGAAAUCAGUUCUGGCUUGGUGGAAGUCAUAUCACCCCCUGAAAGCUAUUAUCCUGACUUGACAAACCUAAAGGAGACAUUUGGAGACUCCAAAGAAAGAGUAAGAUGGAGAACAAAGCAAAACCUAGAUUACUGUUUUCUAAUGAUGUAUGCUCAAGAAAAGGGCAUAUAUUACAUUCAGCUUGAAGAUGAUAUUAUUGUCAAACAAAAUUAUUUUAAUACCAUAAAAAAUUUUGCACUUCAACUUUCUUCUGAGGAAUGGAUGAUUCUAGAGUUUUCCCAGCUGGGCUUCAUUGGUAAAAUGUUUCAAGCGCCAGAUCUUACUCUGAUUGUAGAAUUCAUAUUCAUGUUUUACAAGGAGAAACCCAUUGAUUGGCUCCUGGACCAUAUUCUCUGGGUGAAAGUCUGCAACCCUGAAAAAGAUGCAAAACAUUGUGAUAGACAGAAAGCAAAUCUACGAAUUCGCUUCAGACCUUCCCUUUUCCAACAUGUUGGUCUGCACUCAUCACUAUCAGGAAAAAUCCAAAAACUCACGGAUAAAGAUUACAUGAAACCGUUACUUCUUAAAAUCCACGUAAACCCACCUGCAGAGGUAUCUACUUCCUUGAAGGUCUACCAAGGGCAUACGCUGGAGAAAACUUACAUGGGAGAGGAUUUCUUCUGGGCUAUCACGCCAAUAGCUGGAGACUACAUCUUGUUUAAAUUUGAUAAACCAGUCAAUGUAGAAAGUUAUUUGUUCCAUAGCGGCAACCAAGAACAUCCUGGAGAUAUUCUGCUAAACACAACUGUGGAAGUUUUGCCUUUUAAGAGUGAAGGUUUGGAAAUAAGCAAAGAAACCAAAGACAAACGAUUAGAAGAUGGCUAUUUCAGAAUAGGAAAAUUUGAAAAUGGUGUUGCAGAAGGAAUGGUGGAUCCAAGUCUCAAUCCCAUUUCAGCCUUUCGACUUUCAGUUAUUCAGAAUUCUGCUGUUUGGGCCAUUCUUAAUGAGAUUCAUAUUAAAAAAGCCACCAACUGAUCAUCUGAGAAACCAACACAUUUUUUCCUGUGAAUUUGUUAAUUAAAGAUAGUUAAGCAUGUAUCUUUUUUUUUAUUUCUACUUGAACACUACCUCUUGUGAAAUCUACUGUAGAUAAGACGAUUGUCAUUUCCAGUUGGAAAGUGAAUCUCCCAUAAUUGUAUUCAUUUGAAACUAAGCUGUCCUCCGAUUUUAACUUGACUCAAACAUUUUUCAAUUAUGACAGCCUGUUAAUAUGACUUGUACUAUUUUGGUAUUAUACUAAUACAUGAGAGUUGUACAUAUUGUUACAUUCUUUAAAUUUGAGAAAAACUAAUGUUACAUACAUUUUAUGAAGGGGGUACUUUUGAGGUUCACUUAUUUUACUAUUAUAGACCCUCUUUUAUAGAUUAUCAGGGAUUAUAUGUAUAAAUGUAUAAAUAUACAUAAAAAUGUUAUGGAAUUAAUUUAUUAGAAACACUUAAGAAGUACAUAUUUUUGUGCAGUAGAUUUUUGAAUCGAUACUUUUUUUGAAAACCAGUUUUCCUUGCUUUUUUAAGUUCUUUCUAUAUUUUUCUUUGGAAAUGCAAACAUUACAAAUCAAUGCCAUUUUUCAAAUGCACUGCCAUUUAAGAUUGAUUAUAGAUGGAUUUCUUAACUGAAGUACUUUUAUAAUCACAGUGACUGAACAAAAUAUUUUCAAAGACAUUUGUCAUUCCUUAAAGCCAAGAUUUUAAAGACUAAUGUCCUUCCUGAGGGUUACUUUACUAUACUGUGUAUGGUGUAUAGCCACAGAAAGUCAGUCUGAUAAAUUUUCAAUGUGUAAGUGUGAUGCAUUCAACCCAGAUUAUUGUAGACUUAUUAUAUUCCCUCUGAUAUGUAAAAUGACAAACUCUUCUUUCCUUUUUAAUCUUUGUCUUUAAUCCAUGAAUUAGGUGCAUUAUCUCCUGUUGAUUCUUUUAUAUCUGCACUCAUUUUAUGAGGUCUGACAAAAUGUUUUCUAGGUGUUGCUAUUGUAUGAGUCAUAAAUGGUAUAAUUUUAAAGAAACAUUGUAAUAUUGUUUUUUGGUGAAAUAUAUUAUUAGUAGUAUAUUUUCCAAAAUGAUUUUAUUGUAGUAUGAACUGAUAAGUGAGUCCCGUGUCCAAGAGAGUGUAUUUAUUACUCUUAAACAUGCAAUUCCAAGUGAUAUUACUACUAUAAACAAAGAAUAUUACCGGUCUCAGUAAUCAGUGAUCUUUAUAAAAGUACUUUUAAAAAAUGAUGAAUUAUCACCUGGCACAGUGGCUCACACCUGUAAUCCCAGCACUUUGGGAGGCCGAGGCGGGCAGAUCACGAGGUCACGAGAUCAAGACCAUCCUGGCUAACACGGUGAAACCCUGUCUCUACUAAAAAUACAAAAAAUUAGCUGGGCGUGGUGGUGGGCGCCUGUAGUCCCAGCUACUCGCGAGGCUGAGGCAGGAGAAUGGCGUGAACCCAGGAGGUGGAGCUGGCAGUGAGCCGAGAUCGCGCCACUGCACUCCAGCCUGGGCGACAGUGAGACUCUGUCUCAAAAAAAAAAAAAAAAAGAUGAAGUAUCAACAUCAGUUCCCAGCCAGUCUGCUUGGACACACUGGGGUGCCACAAGUGGGUUGCAGAUUGGUUGCAGAUGGGCAGAGAUGGAUUCUGCUGAGCUUUCAGAGUGGCCACCGGCUGGGGCCUAGCAUUGGGGCAACGUUCCAGCUGGCUGCCUCUAGCCUGGAGGAGCUUCAUCUAGUUAUACCCAAUGUGCUGAACCAACGGCAUGAAAUAGCAUCAUUUCCUGUGCAGUGUUACAAAGUGCAAAUGUUUGGAAACACUGAUACAGUACAAUUAUUUCCAUCACUCCAUGUUGUUAUAAUUUUUAGUUACUUUUCUUGAUUGAAAAGUCAAUCACGUUGCCAAAAAUGAUUUUUAUGUCAGUUAAAGGCCAGUUGAAAUUUUUUUAUUAGGAUGUUUUAAAUUUACUUUUCACUUGAAUUUUUUCUUCUCAAAUUUCCUUGGCCCAGUGCCCACAAGCAAAUUUCAUUCAAAAACAGGAAUAACCUUUCGUCAUAAAAUUUUGGCACCAGCUUGGCAUACUAAAUUACCGCAAAAAUAACUGAGUACCAGAAGUAAAAAUCUCUGCAGGUGGGCUUAGGAGUACCCUUGGGUCCCUGGUUCCUCAGUUGCCAACUCUGGUUUCAUGAAGAAAGACCAUGCUCUGAAAAUCUAGGGAGGAGAAAGUUAUUGCAGCACCUGGUGUGAUUUGUUACAACUUCUUUAAAGACAGCCUGCCUGGCUAGCUUUUUCCUGUUUUCAUCCAGUUUCCUCUCCCAGCAUUGGUCCACCUGUUCCCUAGAGACUCAUUGUUGUUCCCAAGACUCCUUUUAGCCAUAUCUUUCCUAUCAUUCCAGGACUUUUUUGUGCUUCUCUCCCCAUGAAUCUACCCGUGUCUAGGGUGUGUGCCAGGCACGUGGCAGAUGGCCAGUCAGCAUCUGGAUGUGAGACCAAUUAUUCCAGCCUGCCCUCCUCUUUCUCUUUUUAUUAGUUUGUAUUGUUUUUGAGACAGGGUCUCGCUUUGUUGCCCAGGCUGGAGUGCAGUGGUGCUCUCAUAGCUCACUGCAGCCUCGAUCUCUGGCCUCAAGCAAUCCUCCUGCCUCAGCCUCCCAAAGUGCUGGGAUUAUAGGUGUGUGCCACCAUGCCCAGCCCCCUUUCUCUUUCUUAACUCCCUUUCCCUGCUGUCGUUGCCAUACUCUUGCAUACACAAUCGGCUGUCUAGUUUUUGGUUGUUGUGUGUAUGGUGUGUGCUGUCUCUCUGACCAGAUUUCAGGUUCCUGAGGUGAGCCUGCAGCUCAUACUGCUCAUCUGUCCUCUCCUGUAGUGGGUGCUCAGGGCCUCUCACUGUUAGUUACUCCCUCCUUUCUGCCCAGUUCUGCACUCAACUAGUAGAAGCAGCCAUCCUUUCCCCAAGCAGGAAAUUGUAGUGGUCGCCCUUAAGAGCAGUGUGAGGGCAGAAGAUUAAGGGAGGGGAAGAGUCCCUGGAACUGGAAGGAGGUAAAUACUUUGCCUUGAGAGGGCGCUGAAUCAUUUUACCAAAAUAGUAAACGGAAAAAGUGUCAAAGGUUGGGACUAGUUUUAAAAACACAUAUAGCCAGUAGACACAUGGGGGCUGUUUAAAUAAAAAAAUUUUUUUACCUGGUUCUGCCAUCACACACUCUAGUGACAUUCCAAGUACUCAGUGGCCAUGUGGGGCUAGUGGCCACCACACUUGACACCACGGAUGCAGAACUUUUCCAUCACUGCAGAAAGCUCUGUUGAACAGUAUUGUGUCCAGGGUGCUAAUUAUGAACAGUUUAGAAACCACAAUUAAUACAUUCUCAUGAGGUUAAAAGCAGACAUGGGAAUAGAACAUAAUGCAAAUGAUGAUGAAUAUUUUGGGUGGGAAGAGAAAGCUGAGGACCCAUUUCUAGGAUUCUAACAUGUAAGAUUUCUUAAGUUCUUUAUCUUAGUCUCAUGCAUUCUCCACAUCAUGUGCUGUACCAUACUGUGUAGUCAGAACAGACAGUGUGAUUGAAAAGCUUUGGAAAAAGUUAACGCAAAGGAUUAUUUAGCAUAUAGGCUGUAGAUACGUAUGUGUGUAUUUGUUCAACAAUUGGAGAUGGUUGAAUACCUUUGAACAAAGUGUAUAUCUUCUCAAAACAGUGGUUGCACUAGUCAAUAAUUAGAAGGUGUGUCGUUAUUUUUAAAACUAUAAGCAAAAUUAUGAAGGCCUUUAAAAAAUCUAUCAUAAUAAUGAAAAAGAGGUUGUCUCCCAACAGUGCUGUCCCUCAAAGAAAAGACUGGUUAUGUAGAAACAGCACAUUUGGAGAGAUUGUUCUAGUGAAUAGCAGUGUAUAUUUGUGGUAGGCAAAUUUCUAAGAAUGACCCCUACUGACACCCCCGCCAAUGACCUUGUAUAAUAUCCUCCCCCCCUUUGAGCUUGGGUGGAACCUGUUUGAUCCAUGAUUAUAUCAUGUUAUGUAGCAAAAGGAAGACUGCCUGGGGGUGGCUAAUCAAAUCUUGUGACUCCUUUAAAAGCAGAGAGUAUUCUCAGGCUGGUGGCAGAAGUCAAGAGACAAAGCAGAAGGACCUCAGGCACCAUUGCUGUUGUAAGGUAGAGGGGGCUGCAUGAGAAAGAAUGCACGUGGCUUUAAGGAGCUGAGGGAGGCCUUGGCUAACAGCAAAGGAGCUGGGAACUGCAGUCCUACAGCCACGGGAACUGAAUUCAGCCCAUAAGCUCAUUCGUGGGCUUGGAAAGGCAUUCAUCUCCAGUCUCCAGAUAAGACCCAGCCUGGCCAACACUUUUGAGUCCAGCCUUGUGAGACCCUAAGCCGAGAACUCAGUUAAGCCUGCUUGGACUUCUGACCUACAGAACUAUGAGAUAAUAAAUCAGUGGUGUUUUAAGCUGCUAAAUUUGUGGCAAUUUGUUUUGUAGGAAUAGGAAAUGAAUACAGUAUUUUAAAAGAGGUAAAGAGGAAAUCUUCAUACUUGAUUCCCUGUAGUACGCUGGAUAUUUCUUGGUAAAUGCAUGAAUAGUCUUUAGUAGCAAGUCAUGUACCUGGACCUCAUUGGGGAUGUUCUCGCCAGAGAUCUCAAUUAGUCUUCACUGGACGUUUGUUGGCAAAGUUGCAGCAUCUUACUGAGUAGCGUUUUGUAAAGGAACUGCUAGAAUGAGACUAUAGGAAUAGGACUGAAACAGUGUAUAAGGGAUCUUUUUUAUUUCUAGAAGAGGUGUUACUUUAUACUGAUUUAGACUGCUCUGAGCCUGUCAGAAGUAAAUUCAAGAAUGACUAACACUGGUAUUUUAGAUACAACAUUAAGAGCAAAAAUAACCUUUACCUUGUAGAGAUCAGAUAAUCUGUGUAUCGACGGACUUAAUUUUUUUUAACCAAAACUUAGUUUCUCUUUUUAUCAUCUAGCACAGAUCAAAUCCUGUAUGGGCCAGCCAAAUAUUUGUAGUUUGAGAAUGUUUUGCAAAUACCUCUCUGCUUCCAAGCCAUUAAUUGCUAAUGAAGUUUUAUUUUGGUUUAUCCAUUAAUUUUUGUGCUUAUUUUUACUGUAUUGCCAUGGUCUUGAUACAAGUAGAACUUCUUUUGAAAUGAAGAAAAUGAGAGGUUAAGACUGUCAAAAUAUGAGAAAUGUGAGUCAUAAUCAUACCUUAGUGUUUUAAGGGAACUUUAUCCAAUCCAAUCCCUUUAUAGAAAAGGAACUUUUCCAAGCUGUGUUGCAAUAUUUAUAGUGUGUAAAAUUUUGUUUGACUUUGGUAGUUGUGCAUUUUAAAUUAUGAAUCUUAUAUGCUAUGCUAACUAGUAUGCUUACUUUCUUUAAUGCAUGUGAUCAUACAAUGCUAAAAAGGUAUUUUUUAAAGACCUAACCAAACUGAGGAUUUUGUUAUACAUAUCUGUAUCAACACCUAUAUAUAAACUCCUCUCUUCUUACCUGAAACACUCCUUCACCCGGUUUGGGCACUAACUAGAUCAUUUUCAAAUGAACAAACAGGAAGGAGCAAGCUGGCACUCCAGAGUGCAUCUGAGCGGAGAAUUUAGAAGACCUUAUUCAAGAAAGUAAACUGAGCAUUGAUGGGAAAGCACUUUGCACGAAGUAUCAUUCCCACUGUUAAUGUUGCAGUCAAAAUUGUAAAAAAAAAAAAAAAGCGGUGCUAAAAUUGUUCUAAAAUGAAGAUUGUUGUGGGGAAUAUUUUAAUACUCUUGGACUUUAGGGAGGCUAUUUUAUGUGUCACUUGCUCCUAGUUGUUUCAUUGUAUUAGUAAUUAGCAAACUGUCCUGGAACCAAGGGUUUGGUACUUUUGCUUGAUUAGCAUUCCAUUAUUUAUUUGAAAUGCUCAGUGUUUGCUCAAAUUUGGUGAAAGUAUCUUUUGAAGACAUAUUCUCUGAGCCUUAAAAAUGGCUGCUAUCGACAGUACUGUAAGAUGCACUGCCAGUAGAUUUGAUACUUUUCAUUUAUGGAAUGAAAAAACUGAAGUGUCCCAUUCAGAACACUUUGGAAAGGUUGUCUGCAUUAGGGGAUGUUUCUGGAAGCAUCCCUUAGGAGAAGCUGCCUGAGCAAUCUUCCUUGCCAGGUUGUACCAGAUUUUUUUUUUUCUUAAAUGUAUCGUAUAUAUUUUCCUUAAAAUGUCUUCAUUGGCUGAAUGAUUCAUAUCUGUAGUAAUAAAUAUUUUAGGUACUUGUUGGAUUUUUAAAGGAAGAUUAUUUAUUUUCAGAUUUGCUGCUAUAAUUGAAAACCUAGUAACUGGUCCUGUUGAUUGUGCCUUCAUCACUGUUUCUCUGUGCCACGACCGUUCAUGUGUAUUUGAAAUAAAGAAGUUUAAAAAGCCAUGUUGAAUUCAAGAUUCUUUCUAAUAAAAAUAGGUGAAACUUAA